UACUCAGAUAUUUUGACCCAAAAAGUGAAGGGGCGUUCGAUAGGUUCAGUAAUUUUCGGACUUAUAAUAACGGUCUCACUGCCCCCAAACGACUUUUUGCAUUGCAUUGAUUUUUACGCCGUGCUUGCUUUAUCGAUCUAGUUUAAUUAAGUUCAAAAAUGUUCUGUGCGCUUCUGCUCGUCUGCUCAGAGUUUCCGUUUAGUGUUUUCUAACGUUGGGAUCCAUAUAUGAUAUAUGAUAUGUUCGUUGAUGUAUUGUUGCAAUAGGUGCGCCUUCACUGAUUUCGAUUUCGAAAUGGCCAAGAACAGCUUUAAGACUUUAAUCAGCCAGAAACACAAAACGUUUCCGGCGGACCUAAAUAUGUACGGAAUGAAGUGUAAAUCGCAACUGUUGGAGGAUCAGGAGAAUGUGACCCUGAUCAUCAAUCGGCGGAACUCAAUCCGCCAGAAGCCGAAGAGCUGGACGUGGGCCCUGCUGCGAUGCAGGUGGCAAAAGAAGCUAGUUCUGUUGUUAAUAUUUAUUUGUAUGUGCGUUCUAAUUGUUUUCGCCAAUACGCAUCUCUUGGUUCGCGGCAAUAUCCUUUCGGCCUUUCUUUCGAGCCGUCUCAAUAAACUCUCGCAUGCGGAGAAACAGGAGGCGGGGCGAUAUCCGGACAUCCAGGCCACGACCCCGGCAGUUCCUCCGGUUCUGAGGCCAACGCACUAUCUGCUUAACUAUUCCUCCGCCCAGCUUGAGUUGGGCUCGCACCUGAAUGGCUUCUCCUCGAACUACAACAUAUUCGUCAUCUACACCCGGGAGAACUACCAUCUGAACCUUAAGUUCGAUUUGUUCGCCCACAGUCUGCUGAAGCACACCAGUGCCCAGUUGCAUCUGCAUGUGAUUACGGACACCGAGAGCCAGACUUCGGUGCUGGAGAUCCUGCAGCGACAGAUCCGGAGGUUCCGGCGAACGGUGAUCUACACCAUAUACGAUGUGAAAGUCUGCUCCAGCAUAAUACAGGACAUAGCCGCGAAGCUGUCCCCGUACUUUAGCUCAGCCCCGAACUCGUACUACAGCGACUCGCUGUUCUUUCUGUCCCUCGGCCUGCAUAGAAUCGCCGAUAGAAGCCUGAACAGAGCCAUUCUGCUAGAUUGUGAUAUAGUCUUCCGAUCCGAUGUCCGAUUGCUGUUCAACGAGUUCGACAACUUUCUGCCGCACCAGCUUUACGGACUCGCCCCGGAACUGACACCCGUUUACCGCCAUAUCCUGUACCGCUAUCGCGUGAGGUACCCGAAGACCAGUUUUGGCAACCCGUAUUAUCCGAUGAACAACGAAAUGGGCAACCAACAUAGUCAUAUCCAUCACGGUUAUCCUGGCUUGAAUUCCGGGGUGGUCCUGCUGCUCUUGAACCGCAUCAGGAACUCAAAGUCCUAUCUGGAGAAACUGCUUCAUUCGGAGGUGCAUACCCUGGUCGCCAAGUACUCGUUCAAGGGUCAUCUCGGGGACCAGGACUUCUUCACGCUCCUGGGCUAUGAGUACCCAAAUCUGAUUUAUAGACUGGACUGCAUUUGGAACCGACAGCUGUGCACUUGGUGGAAGGAUCACGGAUAUUCUGACAUUUUUGAUGCAUAUUUCCGGUGCGAGGGCAAUAUUAAAAUGUAUCAUGGCAACUGUAAUACGCGAAUUCCAGAAUAAAUAAAAUUGUUAUAGUAAUAUUAAAAUAAUAAUCGAACGGUAGAAUGUGGGCUUAUUUCAGAAAUGAGGGUGUUGGAUAUGGAACGUUUAUGUGAUGAAAUGGGAAUGGAAUUUUGUAUUUAAAAUUUCAAGGAUUGUUUAAAAAUAUCCGUUUUCGCUAAUUAAAAGCAAUGAAAUAUAUAUACAUUUAGCAUUACAAUUUUCCAAUCAGUGGAUCGGAAGGAAAAAAAAAAUCGACAAUGUAAUAAAUAUUAAUAAUAAUUUUAAAAUCUAAGGGAUGUGAAAAUGUUAUCGAUAGGCAGACGAAGUGGGAACAUGCCACUUUCGUGGUAACAACUGAACAGGGUGGUUCGUGUGAGUGGUUUCUCCUCUUGCUUCUUAUCUUUAACCUUCAUUUCGGCUCCGUUUUUUUCACUUACGCUGAGGCUGUCUCCCUUUUUCACUGACACUUACGCUGAGGCUGUCUCCCUUUUUCACUGGCUUACGUUUUACGUUACGUUUAUGAAUUAGGACCGGACGAACCGGACGACCGGACGAAGAAUAAGUCGAGCAUAAAA
Molecule: messenger RNA, 2231 nt
Organism: Drosophila suzukii
Lineage: Eukaryota; Metazoa; Arthropoda; Insecta; Diptera; Drosophilidae
Gene: Xxylt
Product: Xyloside xylosyltransferase
Biological process (GO): protein O-linked glycosylation via N-acetylgalactosamine
Cellular component (GO): endoplasmic reticulum membrane
Molecular function (GO): xylosyl alpha-1,3-xylosyltransferase activity
Source: RefSeq, a predicted model, not a curated record